Aspergillus aculeatinus CBS 121060 is the source of this 237-nucleotide messenger RNA. RefSeq lists its product as uncharacterized. NCBI's taxonomy places the organism in Eukaryota, Fungi, Ascomycota, Eurotiomycetes, Eurotiales, Aspergillaceae. The record is from RefSeq and is a predicted model, not a curated record. The transcript has 3 exons. The coding region runs from base 1 to 237 and encodes 78 amino acids.
AUGUCCGCCACCGCUCAUCUGUGGAUUGAGGAGGACGUCAAUAAUUCAGAGGUCCUAAACGCCGUCAACCCACAUCCCGAGUUGGGCUACUUCCAUGGUUGGGCCGAUCCCAAACAACAACUCGGGAUGACAGCCUCACUUCACGCGCGUCUCGUGUCUCUGCGCAGGAUAACAGCGCUCCGCCUAAUGAAGGUGUCCUUGUCAGUUCUGUAUCACACCUUGUGGAAGUCUCUGUAA